AUGACACGAGACGACCAUAGUGGCCGGCGCCUCGCGCGCGCGGGAGCGCUGGCACGUCACUAUGGUAACAAGCACGGAGUAUUCUACGUGGACGCCUCCGGCCCACACCAUGGGGGUUGGUUUACGGCCGCAGUCGUCCACCAAAACACCGCGGUGAACGGCCUUACGUUCAAAGCACAAGACAUAACACAUGCGGAAGAGGUGGCCAUCGCGCUCGCCGCCGCAGAUCAGGACUCGCGGGUCAUUAUUAGCGACUCACGAGGGGCCUCCAGGAACAUUGAAAGGGGCUUUAUUCCCUAUUUGGCGUACCGCUUACUUCAAGGCAGCAAUUAUCUUGGGGUCCCCGCGACCCGCAAGAUAGUAUGGACUCCCGCGCACAAGGGUCUCGAGGGCAGCGAAGCGGCCGACGCCGCUGCCCGCGCGCUCACUCUCCGGGCAUCGCCUUCGCCUCUCGUCGCUGCGGACUCCGACCCCAAUCCGGUAUUUACCUUCAAGGAAACCACCCAACACUACCAAUAUGGCCAUGGAAUCUUUCCUAAGCCCUGUAAGGGCCUCACGAAGGCGGAUGAGCGUUUACUCCUUCGCCUCUAUACUAAAACACUGUUGUGCCCGGCAAUCCAAAAAUAUUUCGACCCUGCGUGCACAGGGAAGUGCCCGCACUGUGAGGAAAAAUCUUCGGACAUUUUCCACAUGGUGUGGGCAUGCCAAUCAACCCCUCACCAUCCCCCUAUACCCUACCCUACCCGGGAGGACUGGGAGGCGGCCCUGCUCGGCUGCUCCGACCUGGCGAGCCAGAAGGCCCUGGUCGUCCGUGCCCGAGCCGCGGCUACAGCCAAUGUGUACCUGUAA
This is a messenger RNA of Dermacentor albipictus, 849 nucleotides long. RefSeq lists its product as uncharacterized. Lineage: Eukaryota; Metazoa; Arthropoda; Arachnida; Ixodida; Ixodidae. The record is from RefSeq and is a predicted model, not a curated record. Gene Ontology annotation, molecular function: nucleic acid binding.